AUGGCUUCGGAAGACACUGGUAGCUCUGUUUUUAUGGCCAUUUGUUCUUAUGGUAGUGAAGCUGUGAUUAUUUCCAUCUCAAAAGACACAAUUCUUGAUCAAAUUUUUAAGGAAAUAGUUGAAAGGUGGAGACAUUUAUCUUCUACAAUGAUAGAAGUUAAGUUUUAUAUUCCAAACAAGUCUAAAAUGCUUGUUACGCUCAUGAGCGAUAAGGAUGUUCGUAACAUGCAUGAAAUACACGUCAACUUAAAUGCCAAGGUGAUCGAGAUGGUUGUUACUCAUUCUCCAACCUUGAUCGAAGGUGCUGCUGUGGUAAUUGAGAGUGGCUCAUCGCAUUGUGCUGAAAUCAGUUCGAGAGGGAAAAAUUUUUCGAAGGGUAGCUCAAGUAAUUUUGGUCAAGUUGUUGAAAAAACAAGAGCCGCAAUUGAAGAGGAAGCAAGUAAAAAAAAUUCGUUGGAUGAUUGGAAAAAUAGUAUAGAGGGUGUUGGUCAGGAGUUCAUGAAUGUGGAAACUCUACGUGACACCAUUCGCAACUAUUGCAUUGCAAUUUGCAGGGAUUUUGUCUUCGUGAAGAACGAUCGUGAUCGAGUUACUGUAGAAUGUGUUUAUGAAGGUUGCGAAUGGCGUAUUCAUGCUUCUCGCCUUGGGAAUGGUGAAAAGUUUGCAAUUAAAAAAAUGCACUGUAACCACACAUGUGGAGGAGGAUUGCAAGUGCGGUCUCAUCCAAAGGCUUCAAAACGUUGGGUUUCCAAAAUUGUUAAAGAUCAACUUCAAGAUAUGCCGUUAUAUAAGCCGAGUGAUAUUGUAAAGGAUAUUCGACGACAAUAUGGUGUUGAAUUGCCGUAUCAUCAAGCUUGGCGUGGUAAGGAGGUGGCCAUGAUGGAUCUUUAUGGUAACAGCCGGCUAUCUUAUGAACGGAUUCGCUGGUAUUGCGAUGCCAUUCGUCAGACCAACCCCGGCAGCAUUGCAGAGUACGAAACAAUUGAUGGUCGAUUCAGACGUCUAUUCAUUUGUUUUCAUGCUUCACUAAUGGGUUUCAUAAAAGGAUGUCGUCCUCUGAUUUUUAUGGAUGGCACAUUUAUAAAGCAUAAGGAUGGAGGUGUAUUGCUUGGAGCCACUUCCAAAGAUGGAAAUAAUGAUAUGUUUCCUAUAGCUUAUGGUGUUGUAGAUAUAGAAUGUGAUGAAAAUUGGGAAUGGUACUUUCCUGAUUCUUACCACUCAUAUUGUAUACGUCAUGUGAAAGAAAACUUCAAGAAUCAGGUUUGCAUCGUCAUAUUAUGCAUCGUCCUUGUCCAUUAUCGUGCAGCUGAGAGAAAGAGGCUCAUUGAUUUACUAAAUGCUGCUGCCUAUACACCAAGGCUUACUGUAUUCCGAAAGCUAAUUGCAAAGCUUACAUCAGAAGCCCCUGGUGCUACCACCUUUCUCCUACAUGCAAAGCCGGAGCAUUGGGCGAAUGCUGUAUUUCCAGGUCCACGCUGGGGCAUCAUGACAUCGAAUGUGGCAGAGUCUUUUAAUAGUUGGGUCCUGGAGGUUCGUCAUCUCCCUGUGCCUCAGAUGGUUGACCAUAUAAGGAUCCAAAUAAUGCAGAUGAUGCAUCAACGGCGUAAUCGAGGAUAUAGCAUUCAAUCUCAACUUUGUCCUGAUGCGGAGAAAGUGUUGCAAAAAAAUGCGGAAGAUGGUCGGAGAUUAGCUGUAUUUACGUCCAACAUAAUGAUAUAUGAUGUAAAGGAUACCAACUACUCAUGCAAAGUUGACCUGCAUAUGUGUAGCUGCUCUUGUGGCGAGUGGCGAAUCUUCCGCAUGCCAUGUAAGCAUGCUUGUGCAUGCAUCGAGAAGGACGGCAUAUCACUAUACCAAUUCACCGACAAUUGCUUCCAAGCUGAAUUGUAUAGAGUAACAUAUGCCGAAGCAAUCAGUCCAAUUCCUGACAUGGAGAAACCCCAAAGUGCCUCUGAAGAGAUCCACAUUCUACCCCCUAUAAGAAAGACACGUCCUGGCAGGCCUAAAAAGAAGAGAAGACCUUCGCAAGUGGAGUCAGUACGUGAAAUGAGAUGUGGACGAUGCGGGAAGGUUGGGCACAAUAGAAGGACUUGUAAUGAGGUCAUCAAGUAA
Messenger RNA from Phoenix dactylifera (date palm), 2112 nucleotides. The record is from RefSeq and is a predicted model, not a curated record. Lineage: Eukaryota; Viridiplantae; Streptophyta; Magnoliopsida; Arecales; Arecaceae.